AUGCGACAAAGUCUUCGUUACUCAGCUAAUGGGGUUCUGGGAACCGAGCACCGUAACUUUCAAAUUCUUAGAUUUGAGAUCACUCAUACACUAGAGAAGUUCAGUAGUCUUACCGAACUACCGAUUAGAGGGAGGUUGCUGAUGAUCCCAUCAGCCAUCAGUACAGUGAUCAUCGCCGAAGUUCUUCGUUCAAUGACAGCUUGCAUUAGAGGGCACGAUUUCUUUGGGGGUUGCAGUAUGCUGUUACAGAUUUGGGCGAGGGAACAUUUCUAUCGCCGUGAUCCACAAAUAGAUUACUACAUAGGUGCAUGUAAAAAGAUCGUCUCCGAAAUUGGGUGGGCGCGCCGACAGGAAGGGAAGAAUGGCGUGGUUGAAGAAGAAGAAGAAGAAGAGGAAGAAGUCCCGGAAGAGGAUCCAGAAGAAGACCCGGAAGAGGACCUUGAAGAAAACCCAGAAGAGGAUCGCCGAAGAAGACCCAUAGGAGGAUCCUAA
Messenger RNA from Solanum verrucosum, 492 nucleotides. RefSeq lists its product as uncharacterized. The record is from RefSeq and is a predicted model, not a curated record. Lineage: Eukaryota; Viridiplantae; Streptophyta; Magnoliopsida; Solanales; Solanaceae. Bases 1 to 492 code for a protein of 163 amino acids. The transcript has 3 exons.